GUCGCUGAGGGCGGACGGCGUCGGGCGCGCUGGGCUGUGCGGCCGUCGCUGCCUGGCACGCGGGGCGCGCCUUGACCCUUCCUGCACUGCAGGCUUCCGACGCGCGCGAAGACCGCGGCUGCGCGGGCGUGAGCUCGCUCCGAUCCGACCUGGCUCUGCCUUGAGGAACGGCGGCUUGCGAAGAAGCGUCUCCCCCCCGGAGUGGGCCGAGGGCUGUGUGGACCUCCGGCCUCUCUGCAACGAGCUGCGGUUCCUAUUGAAAUAAGCAUUCUGACAAACUGCUGAAGAGAGCGCCUUGAUAGACUAGGAUAUUUUAAAGAACUGUUGAAGACGAAGGUUUUUAUUUUUGUACGUUUUUUUAAUGGCUUUACACAAUAUUAAAUAGAAUACACUUUGACAUGACGACAAAAAAUAUCUAAACAGUAUGUGGAAGGAAAUGGGAUGUAAAGUGUGAGGCCUGGGCCAGGAGCCUCUCCUAUUAAGUCUCGUACCAGAAUUACACAGGAUACAGGAUGGACCCUUUUGCAAAGGGAGUGAGAUAAGGUUGGUUUGACAUCCACAAAUGCAGAACUGAGGGGCUUUAUAGAUCAGAAUUUCAGUCCAACAAAAGGUAACAUUUCACUUGUGGCCUUUCCAGUUUCAAGCACCAACUCACCAACAAAGAUUUUACCGAAAACCUUAGGGCCAGUAAAUGUGAAUGUUGGACCCCAAAUGGAAGUCUUUAAGGUAUUAUAAGCAUGGCGUUUCCUCUGGUCAGUUGAAGACUGUCAAUCAUCUGCAGAUACCAAGUAAAAGAUAAAACAAUUUACUGUCUCUCUGGCUCUAAGGAGAUGGCAGUGUUGAGGGAAGUUGUGAGUCCUGGUGCCCAGAAGUCAAGCUUAGCACAGUUUAUAUCCUCCACAUUGCCUCUGGCUUUACGGAUCUGUCACCAUGAAGAUUAUAAGCACACCACAGAGAAUUACCAAUUCAGGAAGUGUUCUGAUUGGGAGUCCAUAUACCCCUGCACCAGCAAUGGUCACUCAGACUCACAUAGCUGAGGCUGCUGGCUGGGUUCCCAGUGAUAGAAAACGAGCUAGAGAAUUUAUAGACUCCGAUUUUUCAGAAAGUAAACGAAGCAAAAAAGGGGACAAAAAUGGGAAAGGCUUGAGACAUUUUUCAAUGAAGGUGUGUGAGAAAGUUCAACGGAAAGGCACAACAUCAUACAAUGAAGUAGCUGAUGAACUGGUGUCUGAGUUUACCAAUGCGAGUAACCAUCUGGCAGCUGACUCGCAGGCUUAUGAUCAGAAGAACAUUAGACGAAGAGUUUAUGAUGCUCUGAAUGUGCUAAUGGCAAUGAACAUAAUUUCAAAGGAGAAAAAAGAAAUCAAGUGGAUUGGGCUGCCUACCAACUCCGCCCAGGAGUGCCAGAACCUGGAAAUAGAGAAGCAAAGGCGGAUAGAACGGAUAAAGCAGAAGCGGGCCCAGCUACAAGAACUUCUCCUUCAGCAAAUUGCUUUUAAAAACCUGGUACAGAGAAAUCGACAAAAUGAACAACAAAACCAGGGCCCUCCAGCUGUGAAUUCCACCAUUCAGCUGCCAUUUAUAGUCAUUAAUACAAGCAGGAAAACAGUCAUAGACUGCAGCAUCUCCAGUGACAAGUUUGAAUACCUCUUUAAUUUUGAUAACACCUUUGAGAUCCAUGAUGACAUAGAGGUACUGAAGCGGAUGGGAAUGUCCUUUGGUCUGGAGUCAGGCAAAUGCUCUCUGGAGGAUCUGAAAAUCGCAAAAUCCCUGGUUCCAAAAGCUUUAGAAGGCUAUAUCACAGACGUCUCUACAGGACCUUCUUGGUUAAAUCAGGGACUACUUUUGAACUCUACCCAAUCAGUUUCAAAUUUAGACCCGACCACCGGUGCCACUGUACCCCAAUCAAGUGUAAACCAAGGGUUGUGCUUGGAUGCUGAAGUGGCCUUAGCAACUGGGCAGUUCCUUGCCCCAAACAGUCACCAGUCCAGCACUGCAGCCUCUCAGUUUUCGGAGUCCCGAGGUGAGACCCCCUGUUCAUUCAACGAUGAAGAGGAGGAAGAUGAAGAGGAGGACCCCUCCUCCCCUGAAUAAAGACAGGAGAGAACUCAUGUUUAAUAUUUGAUGCUCAUGUGUGUCUUUAGUGUGAGCUCUUGUGUUUUGAAAUGAUUGCUUCAGUCUUUGCCUUUGUUUGCAUUUGUGUUUAGUGAAAACUAGAGAAACACAAUAAGCAAAUUACACGCAGGCUGAGAUGAUUGAGAUGACAGUUCCCAUAGUGUGGAUGAAGCGGAGCUGCAGAGCUGUGGACAUCGCCAACAGAGCAAGCUUUCUGAGGAGGUAGAGGCCGAUCUGAAGAGCAGUGCGGUGAAGUUCAUUUGUUUUCAGGGAGGUGGGGAUUAAAGGCCCACAGUGUGAGCAUUUAGACCUCAGGUGGCUGCAAGGAGCAGUAUGCAGUGAUGACAGCUUCUCCCUCGCCUGCCCGCCCACUGUCCUUGGUAGGCAAGAGUGAACUUGGAAGUCACAGUGGGGGUCUGUUGUCGCCUGCGCGGAGCGGUGAACUGCUGAGCUGGUCCAGGUUUAGCUGAGCGCCUCUUGCAUCUGCUGCCUUAGCUUCUGAAGGGAGCAAGCGCUAAUCUUUAAGUACCUAGGUGACACGUAGGAAAUUUUACACUAAACUGAGGUGAGCAUCUGUCAGUGCGUUGGUGCAUAGGAGUUACUAGGACUACUUCUGGAAGCCAAAGUAGAAUAGCAUUUCCAUGUGCAUUAAAAACUUCGCCAGCACUGCCUUUUGCCAGCAUUCUAAGUUUGGAGUUUUACUGAGAGAGAAACUGUUUUUAUAGUUUUAAUCAAAGCUAUGCAUUCAUACAGCUUUUUAAUUUACAAUGAGACAAAGAAAUCAAUUCCUUUGACCAAAUUGCUUGUCUACAGUUGUCUGCAGUACUGUGUGAUUUUACCCAUGUGCAAUUUGUAAAAAUGAACCAAAUGUCAUUACUUUUGUCUUUAUUUCAAGAAUAUGGCCAUCAUUGUUAUCUUAUACAUCUUAUCUUUUCCAUAUUUUAAUUAUCAAAAUGACCUUACAGAUUUAUUCCUGGGUAAAUUGCAUUUCAAACUAACUCAAUAUUCAUACUUUUGUUAAAACCGUGAACACUCCAGCUGCCUGCAUCCAUGCCAGUGUGGCAUGUCAUAUGUGAUCUUAAAGCCAAAGAUGCCGUGAAAAUCCCGCGGUAUGUGUGUGAUUGCUGCUUCUCCACGUAGAGGAGCAUGAGACAUCCACUGCCAAGCCACACUCAACUUACUAAUCCGUUAAGGCCUGAAAGGGGGCAGAGAGUGGCUGCAGACUCAGUUCCACGACCAGGUAAAGCCAGGGCCGUCUGAAUCUGCUCUCUGUGAGCCCUGCACCAAGUUCAGUCCAAAUGCUCUUUUCAGUCCUGUGGUUCGGGGAGCACAGGCUCUAUUCCAUGAUGCCUUUCUGAGACUUGACCAUUAUGAGCUGAGCAAAAAGCUUUGGCUGGCUUACAUAGGUUAUUGAGGCCAUUAACACUGAUAAGUAUGAGUAUACAGAUGUGGCUUAGGUUUCUUCAGGAGCAAACUCAUUCUGUCAGGAGGAAACUGUAGAACGAGCCCAGAGUGUUCAAGGGGCAUAACGGUCCUGGCAGGUUUCAAAGGGCUUUGUGUUGACAUGAGUUCUAGAACACAUUCAGGCUCUCAGAGCAAAGUGACUCAGAAUGCAACAGGAGCUACCUCCUGUUAUCAUUGUCGGCCUUUGGGAACGUAGGAAGACAUGGAGAUUAGAGACAUCAAGGGCCACAAAAUGCUUUUUCAGUCUUCAAAAUACUGAGCUACUGGUCCUAAGAUGUUUCAGAACUUAAAGCAAAUGCAUGUGUUACACCCAUCCCACUUACUAGACUGCAAAAUCCUUGCAGUAAUUUUCAAGGAACUGUUUCCCAUUAUCUGCGCCCCUGCUGCCGUAUGAUUUACAUUGACAAAACUUGGGCUUUAAAUUGGCAGACAUGUUGGGCAUGUUGUGUGGCUCUAAUCCCAGCUUUUGGGAAAUAGAGCAGAAAAGUCAAUCUUGGCUACAUAGUGAGUUCAAGGCCAGCUUGGGCUACAUGUGACCCUGUCCAGGGGAAAGAGCUGGGGAGCUAACCAAAGACUUAAUCUUUGUGUGCCCCACCCCUGAACAUUCUAACUACCACUGCCCUGCACUGCCCAGUGUAACCCUGUUCCUCCUCUGUGAUGUACUGCUGAGGGCAUCUGCAUACUAGACCAAGCCAGGAGUGGUGGUAACACUCGUAAUCCUAGACAGGCAAAAGGUCACCAGAGGCUUGAAGCCAGCCCGGGCUACAUUAGAUUAGCCCUGACAUACACGCACGCAUGCCCCAAAGGUUGAGGUGGGGUGAGAGAGGAGCCUAAAUUGAGAUGUUGAAAAAGAUGAACUCUGAUCUUCAUUCACUAUGUUUAUAUUGCUCUGGGUCCAGCAACACUGAAUCACAGUUUAACACAGAGAUCAAAAUCAAAGGGGCGGGGAGUUAAACUGUGGUCAUAGCAUCUGGGUUUCUUUGUAGGAGGGCACUUAGGUUCCUUGCACAUAGCCAUUCCCUACCCUCAAGGUGCUGGUCACUGCUUAGCGAGGAGCUGAGGCGGAUUUCCCCUCUCAAGGGUCAGUUUGCUAUUUCUCAAGGGUACAGCACCCAUGUCACUCCCCUGAUGACAUGUGCAGCUGCCUGCGCCCUCCAUGUGAAGAACAGGUCCAGCAGGCUACACAGAGGUGCUCAGCCCUCACGCUUAGCACGCUUCCCGUCAUGUGUCCCUGCUGGAAGUCUAGUCGGUCUUUAUAUUUAUUGUGCCUUACAUAGGAAGAAGGGACUGAAUCUUUCCCUAUGAACAGUCAUCCAGAAAACAGGCUGUGGUGGCCACACACUUUGCAUCUUUCUUAUUUGAUUCUUUUAAAGAAGUGUGGGGAGGAAAACCUGUCAUCUUUGUUGUUUUACCAGAAUGAAGACAGCUCCUCCUGUUAGCAAAACCUAUACUUAGAGCAGCAGCAGAACGCUACCCAUUUUAGAAGGUAAUUCCCAGGUCUGUCCUCAGAAAGUUCCCCUUUUGGAUAGUCCAGAUGAAGAAAUGUCUCACUGUAUCCCUUCGUAGAUUCCUAACUCGGCCAUUUCUAAAUCUAAACCGAUAUCUUAAGUCAGAGGCAGUGAAGCUGUUCAAGAACAGUGUGAUUUGUGCCCUGUGACAGUCUGAACAGUGUGUGUGCAUGACAGACAGACAGACAGACUGACUAAGCAGAUGACAGGAAUGGCGUCAGCAGUUUAUGCCGUAACCACGCCCAGAGCAAAAAACCUACUCAGUUUUAUAAGCUCCUUUCCCAACCAAAAUGGGUUGUCCUCAUUCAAAAAACCUGUGACAUAGACCUUAGAAUUUUGCUCCUUUAGUGGUGAGCAUGGGACAUGGUUUGUUUUGGAGCGAGAAUGUUGAAAUGCUGAACUUAGCUAGCUUUAGGACCUGAAAGGCAGGCGGGGACUGCAGCAAGGCCCUGAAGUUCUCAGUGAGUCGCAUUCCCCUGAGCUGAACCUACCCUGCAGGCGGGAGAGCUGAGAUCACAUGAUCUGUAAGCUGCUAAUACAUAAAGAGAGAUAAUGUAUAAGCUCAUGAAUUGAGCGCACGAAGAGUGACCCUCAUGCUGCACAUAGACUUCGUCUUUGUUGGAAGGUGGACUGGAUAGCUAAGAGCUAGCUUCCCAAUGGCAUUCCAAUUUGUGUACGCCUUGGGCCGGUGCCUCUGGGCACUAAUGUUCAUCGAUACACAGUCUCUGAAGACCGGGGCACAUGCCCGGAGCCUGCAGCACGGCACUUAAAUGAGCCUCAGAAAUGUCCCUUCCAGCUCACGAAGUCAGUUCACUCACGCUCUGUUGACCUGUACUUGAGCCCAGCACUGUCAUUCAGAAGGGGAGGCUAAUGUGACAAUUCUUCCUUUAAUUCUUUUUGUUAACGUUAGUGCUAAAAGGCUGUGAUAAGUUAGAACAAGCCUCAGGAAAUAGCCUCUUACCUAUUAGCGGAGUACCUGAAAAAUAUCCAUCUGUAGGGUCCAGUUUUCCUACAUACAUCUUUGAUCACAGUAUGCUAAGGGGAAAAAAUUAGGACACAAAACUGGCAUUUUAUGUUUCCUUGGAGUCCUUGGCAGAUACUGACACUGAUGUGGGUAGCCGUCCCUCACGGUGUCUCGAGAGGAAAGCUACGUGUUUACACUGUCUGUUCUGCGCAGUCUCUCAGCUAAGAUGAUAUCCUGGAUCUUUUUUUAAUGUACAAAACCCUGUAGAACCAGUGCUUUGGCUGCUUUCUAUCCUAGCAGAGAGGACCUUGGUCCUCUCUACUUAGAAAGCUACUUCAGAAGCUAUUGGGAAGUCAAGGUUUGUGUCUUCUCUACUGAGGUCUCAGAAAGGGAGAGAGCAUCUCUGGGAGCCGGGCCUCGGGCAGGAAGUACCCAGAGCCUCAUGUGUGGCCCAGCAGCCUUCGCCUCUAUAGCAGUGAGCUCAACAGUCUGGCCUGCCACCUCCCUCAGGGCAUCAUUGCUUACUGCAAAGCACACCUUCACCAUGCUCCAGCCAGACAGCUCCAGUCUCGCCAACAAGUGCCAAAAGUCUGAGGAACACAGGGGAUCUCUUCUCGAAAGCCCCAUCAAGUAGUGCCAUCUUGGGGCUUCCCAGGACUUCCAGUAUAGGUGGUUACGAUCACAAGAAACCUCCAGGCAAGGGUCCAUUCAGUCUGUACAUUGGUAGGGACACGAGAGGUGGGAUUGCCAUCUGGGCCUCAGUGGCUUGUCUCCAACCAAAUUAUUGGACUUCAGAAGCCAUCCCUCUGCUGUGCUUGACUUCAGACUCAGUUGCUGCACCUUGGUCAUGAUCUGAGUACAAAAGCUGUACCAGUUUCCCAUGCUCAGACCCUCUGUCUGUCUGUCCUCGUGAUACUGAAGUGUCUCCACUCGCCCAGCGGCUUCUCUGUGGAAGUGGCUUCUCUCCAGGCUGCUAAUCUGUUUUUUCCGGGCGGUACUAGGACAGCAUCCUGAGAAACGGGACCAGUUCUCCACCCGCUCUGACUGCUCAGGAGGCCUGGGUCCCGUUUACCCUGUCACUCUUUACUGGAAGGGAGGUUGCUCAGUCACCAGGUCGCUCACUUUCCAUUCAGAGACGCUUUGCUCUGCUUGUGUGCCGCGAGUUUCUGUCUCCAGAAAAGUGUAACUUUGCCCUUUUUCUGCAUGACGCACGUACCCAUGUCGCGCACUAAGUAGUUUAAAUGAGGUAAAGGAAAACGCAGAGCACAUCUUGCUUGCCUCUUAGAGUUUCCUCCCUAAAUUGAAGUCCAUAGGCUAAUAUAUUAUUUUGUAGUAUCUCAGACUUUGCAUAAAUACUAUUAUUUUUGUAUGGAAUUUUUUAUAGAAGAGCUAUUUCUGUAUACUUAUUUGUGGUUUUUGAAAUGCCUUCCAGUAGGUAACCGACAAGUCUUAAGCAGUGUCCACUAAGGGUAGCUCAGGGACCACCUACCCAGAAUAGGCAGGGAAUUUAAAUUUUCUUACUCCCUGUACCCACUCCAGACAGAAGCUCAGGUUGUGUCUAGGAAGCAGUUUUAAUAAGCUCUGAGUGAUUUUCUUCAUCAACCCACACAUAUUUGUCCAUGCUGUAAGAGAAGACAUCUGGAAUGAGUAUGUUGAGCUGGAGAAUAAUUGUAUCAUAUACUCUGUGAUUUGAGAUACAAAAUAAAGAAAUAAUUUAAAAUAA
Rattus norvegicus (Norway rat) is the source of this 7774-nucleotide messenger RNA. The record is from RefSeq and is a predicted model, not a curated record. Lineage: Eukaryota; Metazoa; Chordata; Mammalia; Rodentia; Muridae.